GUGUUGCUGUGGGUUUUUAAUUAAGCUUUACAGGAAUGACAGAGUCAACAACACAAGCAGCACAGCAGCGACUUUACCCUCCACACAACGGUGGCAGUGACCCUGGAACCAUGGAGGGGAAGCUGGAGGAUUCGGGUGCUUGUGAGUCCAACGUGAAGGUCGCUGUUCGAGUCCGACCACUCAACAGAAGAGAGAAAGAUCUGAAGACGAAAUGUGUGGUGGAGAUGGAGGGAAAUCAGACCAUCCUGCAUCCGGCAAACUCCAACCUGGGGAAAGGAGACAGCAGGAGUCAGUUGAAGGUGUUUGCGUAUGAUUACUGCUUCUGGUCUAUGGAUGAAACACACACUGAUAAAUUUGCAGGUCAGGAUGUGGUGUUCCAGUGUCUCGGAGAGAAUCUGUUGGAUAAUGCGUUCCAGGGCUACAACGCCUGCAUAUUUGCUUAUGGCCAAACAGGUUCGGGGAAGUCGUACACCAUGAUGGGCUCGUCCGAACACCCCGGUCUGAUCCCUCGUCUGUGCAGCUCCCUGUUCGAGCGCUCUGUCCGUGAGCAGAGAGAGGGAGAGAGCUUUACCGUCGAGGUUUCCUACAUGGAGAUCUACAACGAGAAAGUCAGAGACCUACUGGACCCCAAAGGAAGUUCCCAGGCAUUACGAGUGAGGGAGCACAAACUUUUGGGCACCUAUGUAGAUGGGCUCUCCCGUCUAGCAGUGACCAGCUACAAGGACAUCGAGUCUCUGAUGUCCGAGGGGAACAAAUCACGAACGGUGGCUGCGACUAACAUGAACGAGGAGAGCAGCCGCUCACACGCUGUCUUCAACGUCAUCCUAACACACACCAUGACAGACCUUCAGUCCGGGACGAGUGGAGAGAAGGUGAGCAAGUUGAGUCUGGUGGACCUGGCCGGCAGUGAGCGGGCGGCUAAAACCGGAGCCGCGGGAGAGCGACUCAAAGAGGGCAGCAACAUCAACAAGUCUCUCACCACUCUGGGUCUGGUGAUCUCAGCGCUGGCUGAUCAGGGAGCUGGAAAGAACCGGAAUAAAUUCGUCCCGUACAGAGAUUCUGUCCUGACGUGGCUACUGAAGGACAGCCUGGGAGGAAACAGUCGCACGGCUAUGAUAGCCACGGUGAGUCCGGCGGGCGACAAUUACGACGAGACUCUGUCCACGCUGCGCUAUGCGGACCGGGCCAAGAGCAUCGUGAACCACGCGGUGAUCAACGAGGACCCCAACGCCAGGAUCAUCCGCGAGCUCAGAGAGGAGGUGGAGAAACUCCGGGAGCAGCUCACCCAGGCUGAGUCGAUGAAAGCUCAGGAGCUCAAGGAGCGGCUGGAGGAGUCGGAGAAACUGAUCCGGGAGAGGACCGUCACGUGGGAGGAGAAGCUCCGGAAGACGGAGGAAAUCGCUCAGGAAAGGCAGAAGCAGCUGGAGAGUCUGGGAAUCUCUCUACAGAGCUCAGGAAUCCGGAUGGUGGAGGAUAAGAGCUUCCUGGUGAACCUGAACGCCGAUCCGGCCCUCAACGAACUCCUCGUCUAUUAUUUAAAGGAUCACACACUGAUAGGCUCAGAUGAUUCUCAGGACAUCCAGCUGUGCGGUUUGGCCAUUUAUCCAGAGCACUGUGUCAUCGACAUCACACCGGAUACAGGAGUCAUAAUCAAACCAAAGAAAAAUGCUCGUACUUGUGUGAAUGGCGCCCCGAUCUCAAUCCCAACCCAGCUACACCAUGGAGAUCGCAUCCUGUGGGGACACAACCAUUUCUUCAGAAUAAACCUCUCGAAGACUCGUCCCCGCUCCGGUGCUGAGGCGGACGAGGCUGGAGUGAGGAAGUCUCUGAGUGUGGAGCAGCUGGAUGUGGACCUGGAUCGAGUGAGUCAGGGUUCGAGCGAGGCCAGCUUCAACUACGAGCGCGCUCAGGCCGAGGUCAUGAUGAAGGGCAUGGACAGGGACGACCCGAUGCAGAACGUCCUGCUGGCUCUGGAGCACAGACACGAGGAGGAGAAGCGUUCGGCCCUGGAGCAUCAGCGCCUGCUGUACGAAGAGGAGCUGCAGCGACUGCGCAGACGCCUGAGUCCCCAACACAAAGGCGGCGGGGUCACAACUCUCUCGUCGUCGCCAUCGUCGUCGCCGAAGUUUCACAGCCGCCACAGCCACGCACGCGAGGAGAGGGAGGUGGUUGUAGCUCGGAGUCUGAGGAAGCUCCAGGAGCAGAUAGUUCGGGCCAACCUGAUGGCGCAGGAGGCCGCCUUCAUCGCUCAGGAGCUCAACAAGAGGACGGAGUACAGCGUCACGCUGCAGAUCCCAGCAGCCAACCUCAACGCCAACCGCAAGAGAGAUGCCGCGUUGAGCGAACCGGCGGUGGAGGUGCGACGGAAGGCCAAAGGAAAGCAGAUCUGGGCUCUGGAGAAGCUGGAGAACAGACUGGUGGACAUGAGGGAGCUGUACCAGGAGUGGAAGGACUUCGACGAGGACAAUCCUGUCAUGCUGUCGUACUUCAAGCGCGCCGACCCUUUCUUUGACGAGCAGGAGAAUCACAGCCUGAUCGGUGUGGCCAACGUCUUCCUGUCCUGUCUGUUCUAUGAUGUGAAGCUGCAUUACGCGGUGCCCAUUAUUAACCAGAGAGGAGAGGUGGCGGGGCGGUUACACGUGGAGGUGGAGCGAGUGAGUGGGAAUCUGGAUUCCGAGUCAGGACCUGAAGGGGCCGAGUCACAUGAACGUAAACUAGUCUGCAGGAUUACGGUGUCUCAGGCCAGCAGACUCCCAAAGCACCUCUCCAACUUCGUCUUCUGUCAGUAUGACUUCUGGGGGCAGGAGGAGCCGGUGUUCAUUGCGCCCAAGGUCGACCUGUCCGCUGUGUCCACCCCUAACAGCAAAGAGCCGCACUGUGCUGUCCACUUCGACAACUGUAAGGAGCUGGAGGUAACAGUAACCGAAGAUCUGAUGGAAUUCCUGGCUGAAGGUGCCGUGGCUAUCGAGGUCUACGGGCAUAAAGUGGAGAACCCGCGCCGAAACCUGGCACUUUGGGACCUGGGGGUGAUUCAGGACAAGACCCGCUCUCUCAGAGAGAGGUGGAGUGAAGUGAUGAGGAGGCUGGAGCUUUGGGUGCAGGUACUGGAACUGAACGAGGGGGGCGAGUUCGCACCCGUGGAGGUCUCGCCGACUAAAGACGUACGCACAGGAGGAGUCUUCCACCUCAGACAGGGUCAGUCCCGGAGGAUCCAGGUCGAGGUGCGGUCAGUGCCGGACUCGGGCUCCAUGCCUCUGAUGGCCGAGUGUGUGCUUAGUGUGUGUGUUGGCAGCGUGGAGGUGCGACACGCCCCGCAGGUGAGAAAGGAUGACCUGGACAGCUAUCAGGAACGCGAUCUGGAGCGGUUAAGGGCGCAGUGGCUCGCCGCUCUGACCCAGAGGCAGGAGCAUCUCGACCAGCAGCUCCAAAGACUCGUCGGCAAAUCAGAGAAAUCGGAGGACGACGUGGAGACGGAGGCUCAGCUGCUGGAGGGUCGUCUGACUCUGACCGAGGAAAGGAACGCAGUGUUACUGCCCCCUGCUGGUAGUGGCAUUCCUGGCGCUCCUGCUCACUGGGUUCCUGUGGCAGGAAUGGAGACCCACAUUCCCGUCGUCUUCCUCAAUCUAAGUCCUGAAGACCUUCAUGACGGUCUCUCGGCGCCGCUGGCUGCAGGGAUGGACGCUGUUCUGGACGAUGAAGAUGAGGACGAUUUCAUAGAGCUACAGAUUGUGAAGCAUCACGACUUCAAGGUGAAGGCUGAAGCAUCAUGGGAUUGUACAGUACAUGAGUGUGCAGAGCUGAAUCGGGCCGGCGGACCGGAGCAGUGUGUAUAUCUGACCGUGCGGGUCGCCGUGCUCCUCAGCCACCCCGCGCAGAUGCAGCUGAUCCUGCGCAAACGCAUCUGCGUCAACCUCGCAGCACGCCAGGGAUUCGCUAAAAGCUUGUUGAAGAGGAUCUCUCAGCGUAGCAACAUUCCUGGAUGCGGCGUCACCUUCGAGAUCAUCUCCAACGUCCCAGGGGGCUCCCAGGGGCCGGAGGACAGAGAGAUGCUGGCCAGACUUGCCGCCAGCGCGGAGAGAAGAGCAGAGGACAGUGAGGCGGCGUUAGAGAAAUACUUACGCACUGUUCUCGCCGUGGAGAAUUCACUCGCGCUGGACCGGCUUCGACAGGAGGUGACGGUAAAAGAGCAGCUGAUCAGUAAAGGAAAAAAUCCCAGACGCUGUCCCAGUUCACCCAGCGUUCACAGACUGUCUGGGAGCAAGCAGGAUCUGUCGUACCACCACGAGUCCACGGUGAAUAAGAAUGCUUGGGAUCGACACCCGGAUAUUACGGCGCCACUUCCCCGAGCCCAUGAUCCAGGACCUCCGGGCACGGCCGGCUCAUAUUUCGGUCCAGUUAAAUCUCUGGUCACACCGGUGCCCAAGAUGCUGAAAUCUCUGUUUCCUAAAAGAGAGGAAAGGAAGGACACGAGCGCUCCUGCUUCCUCACAGCUGCAGCCGAGUGUUCCUCAUAUCGUGGUCCAGUGUGCGACUCCUCAGGAGGACCUCGCUGCUCCUAAACUGGUUCCUCACAAACCUUCAACCUCGCAACCAAUCAGAGCAGAGAACACAAGAGCAUCAUCAUCCCCGUCUUCAUCCACCGCAGAGUCUGAGAGACGAACAUCUACAGUCUCACAAGAUUCUGCAGCUUCAGAGAACGAGCACGACGUCCAGGUUCCUCACAACCCUCCGAGCUCACAACCAAUCAGAGCAGAGAACACAAGAGCAUCAUCAUCCCCGUCUUCAUCCACCGCAGAGUCUGAGAUACGAACAUCUACAGUCUCACAAGAUUCUGCAGCUUCAGAGAACGAGCACGACAUCCAGGUUCCUCCUGAUUCUUCAACCUCACAACCAAUCAGAGCAGAGAACACGGGAGCAUCAUCAUCCAGGUCUUCAUCUGAGAUACGAACAUCUACAGUCUCAGAAGAUUCUGCAGCUUCAGAGAACGAGCAGGACGCCCAGAUGGCAGUUCCAGAAGCCCGAACACAAACCCCGCCUAAGCUUGUAGACGUUCCUCCUGUGGUUCCUCCUGAACCUGAAGACUCGACCCACAGCCCAGUUAGCGACGUGUCCAGUGGCUAUAUCUCCACCAGCAUCUCCACCGCAACCCUGUCUGAAACGUUGGUCUCCAGUACAGACCUGAACCCGCUGCCCAGUUUGGAGUCAGAAAUCCAGGAAGCUCUCAAACCGGAGCCUGAGGAACGUCCGGAUACGAAAGAGGAGCAGACCGAACCUGAGGGUCGUCAAGAAAGCACCGAACCUCGAGAUGUUCAAACAAGCUCUUCCAUCCUGGACUCUUCAGACCAGGAGGAAUCAGAGCAGCCUUUAGCAGUCCCAGUAACCCAAAAAUCUCCACCCAGAGCUCCUGACGUCCAUCCAAACCCCCUACAAUCAUCACCUGACCCACCUUCAGUUCCAAAACCCACACCAGCACCACCAAUAAAACCAGACCUGGAUCUUCAGCUCCACACCUCCACGUCAAACCCCUUCAAGAUCCAGAAGGUCAAAGCUUCAGGCUUGAAGUCGUUCAAAGUGAUCCUACCUGAGGCGGCGGAGGAGGAAGAUAAGGAUCCUCUGGACGCCCUGGAGAAGCUGGAGAUCCUGUCGGACACAGAGGAAGGUCGGGAGGAAGAGCCUCUGCCCGACUGGCUGAAGGAGGACGAAUACGUCACCGUGGGCAGCAACAAAAACGGCACUGUGCGCUACGUCGGACCCACAGACUUCGCAGACGGUGUCUGGGUGGGCGUGGAGCUCGACAUGCCAGCAGGUAAGAACGACGGUUCGGUCGGAGGCCGGCACUACUUCCACUGUAACCCGGGUUACGGGGUGCUGGUGAGACCCGACCGAGUGGCCCGAGCCUCGGGGACGGCCAAGCAGCGCAGACAGAAACGGAACUCGCAGAACCUGUCGGGAUCCAACACCAAUCUAGCGGCGCUGACCAGCAUGGCUAAAGCAGAGGGAGCGGCGGGGGCACGCCGAGGGGAGAACAGGAAGUCCUGGAACACCUAAUUCUGCUGAGGAACGAAACAGAGCUGCACCCUGAGCCCUGCAGUCCUCCUCCGACUCCUACUCUUCACUUCGAUGAUGUCAUGAAGGUGUGGUCCAGUGGUGGCUUGAGUAUCAGUCUCAUCGAGGAUGCAUUGGUGCCAAAAAAACAAUCUCAUCUAUUUCCUUUGUUAUAAAAUGGGUGUCCAAACUUACGCUUCAGCUACUUGAAAAGCCGUUGGGUCACAAUUGGGCGUCGACUCUUCAUCGGGGGACACACACGACUCGUUUUGGAUUUUCGGAUGAUCAUGAGCACUAUAUUGAGCCCCACUUACGCAUGUUUCACUUUUCUUCCAGUCGUCGUAUCCAAUUCCUCAGCUGUACUGUUGUAUUCCUUGAUUUCUUGUGUCUGUACCUCGACCAGACAGUUGACCUUUCUUCCCUCAGACAUGGCCCGUCUGUAAACAUCCGAUAGAACCGAUGGUGCUGCCAAGAUUCGAACCCAUGAUGUGCUGGUUAGAUCCUGGCGUUCCAUGUGAAGAUGUUCUUCACUCACUCACUUUCUUAACCGCUUAUCCAAUUAGGGGGUGCUGAAGCCUAUCCCAGCUUUUCAAUGGGCGCAAGGCACACGGUAACACCCUGGAUGGGGUGCCAGUCCAUUGCAGGGCACACACACACAUACACAUACACACACAUUCACCUACAGGGCAAUUCAGUGUCUCUAAUUAACCUGACUGCAUGUUUUGGACUGUGGGAGGAAACCGGAGCUCCCGGAGGAAACCCACGCAGACACGGGGAGAACAUGCAAACUCCAUACAGAAAGGACCCGGACCGCCCCGCCUGGGGAUCGAACCCAGCCACCCUAUGUUCUUCACCAUUUUAAUAAAAUAUUGAUUAUGUAUAUUAGUGAUCAUUUUUUAAUUGAACUAAAAGAAGCUAUUACAGUGUAAUAUUGUAAUAUUUUAAUAUCAAACACAAGAAAUAUCAAUAUCAAUCAUUCAGAUUUUUAAAAUGCAUUUUACCUCCAAUUUUUCUCCCAAUCUGGUCGUAUCUGAUUCCAUAAAUGUAAUUUCCACUGCUGCCACAAACCCCAUAGAUGAUCAUCAAGUGGACGCCGUUGACCAUCGCAGGAGCCACGAGGAACCUUAAUUUGACCAUCUCAUCUGACCAGCGCAUCUGAGCUUCAUUUUUUGGGUAUAUACACUACGAUUAAAUGUUAGCGCUGCUCAGACUGGCUGGAAUCAGUACACUAGAAUCAUUCCAUCCUGGCUUUCUGAAGUUUAAUGGUAUUAAUAAUUCGUUUUAUUUAAUUCUAUUAAUGCAUUUUUUUCUGUGUGUGAGAAGACGCAUCUGGGUGUGUAUACGUAUUUGAUAUAAAUAAAAGUGGGUUUUUUUUCUUGAUUACAGAUGGUAUUAUAAUAUUGAAUGUACUAGGUGGUGAUUGCAGGUGUAACAGGGUUGGUGGUGUACAGGAUGAACAGUUGUGAAUUAACUGAAGCUUGAACAAAAUCUAAAAACAUUCUUAUUCUUAUAUAUAUUAAAAAAAUAUUAAAUAUAUAUAUACUGUAUAUUUACCUUCUUUAAUUGUUGAUUUUUUUUAUUUAUUUUUUUACACCCUGAUCUGUAUAAAGGGGCAUGUUGUUUAAUAAAGCUGUAAUAAUCAGGUA
Trichomycterus rosablanca is the source of this 7690-nucleotide messenger RNA. RefSeq names its product kinesin family member 13Bb (gene kif13bb). Bases 36 to 6047 code for a protein of 2003 amino acids. Gene Ontology annotation, biological process: microtubule-based movement. Gene Ontology annotation, molecular function: microtubule binding; ATP binding; microtubule motor activity. Lineage: Eukaryota; Metazoa; Chordata; Actinopteri; Siluriformes; Trichomycteridae. The transcript has 44 exons. The record is from RefSeq and is a predicted model, not a curated record.